AUGUCUCCCCUGCAGCGUCCCUGGCCAUGUCCUCUGGCCGAUGCCGGCAUCUGUCUUCCGGGUUCCGUUCCCUGUGAGUGUCGGGACAUACGGGGGAUGUAACUGGCGGGAAAUUAAAAAAUGUAAAAAUGUGACAUUAUUAUUAUUAUUGGUAUCAACCAAUUUCACAUACAUUUUGUCCCUAGUGCUUUGUCCUGUGCCCUGCCUGCAUUUUUACCGUCCUUUCUGCCAGGAAACUGAGAAACGUCUAUGGCAUCAAAAAAGCGUCCCUUUAGGUCAAAAGCGGUUUUAGACCAGCUAGAGAACAGCGAUAGUAAAUCAGAACCACUUGCAGAAUUGA
Messenger RNA from Staurois parvus, 340 nucleotides. The record is from the annotation of a GenBank genome assembly. Lineage: Eukaryota; Metazoa; Chordata; Amphibia; Anura; Ranidae.